GUUUUAUAAAGAUACGCUCAUACUUAUAUCAUAACCUUGUUUAAUUAAAUAUUAAUUUUGUAUUGAAUAUUAGUAACUAAAAAUGUUGUGUUCCAAUUUGCUCAAGUCAAACUUGAAGCAACUAAGCAAUUGCUUGAAGUCCUACUCUAAUGUGGCUGCAGUUGAAGGCCAGAAGCAUUACCUAAAACCAAGACAGGUAUGGAUUGAGAAUUUGGAUACCAUCGAUGAGAAGAAACUUGGUCUCAUUGAUCUGCAUCCAGAUGUAUUUGCUGCAAAUCCACGUAUAGACAUCAUCCACCAGAAUGUCAGGUGGCAAUCCUUAUACCGCUAUGUGAGCUUUGCACAUACUAAAGUGAGGUCUGAAGUCAGAGGUGGUGGAAGGAAGCCCUGGCCACAAAAAGGUAUGGGUAAGUCAAGGCACAGUUCUAUCAGGAGUCCAAUGUGGAGAGGUGGUGGUAUUAUCCAUGGCCCCAGGUCUCCCACAAGCCACUUCUACAUGCUACCAUUUUACACAAGGGUGCUUGGUUUAACAAGCACUUUGUCAGUUAAGUUGGCUCAAGAUGAUUUGCAUAUAGUGAAGAACUUGGAUAUACCCACAGAAGAAUCCAGUUUCAUGCAGGAAUUAGUCAAAAGCAGGAAUUGGGGACCUUCAGUACUCUUUGUUGAUGAAGUGGAUAUCAUGCCAAGGAAUAUAACUGUAGCUACAGAUGAGAUCAAGCAUAUGAACUUGAUGCCGGCAUACAGUUUGAACGUCCACUCGAUGCUCAAGUACGACACUCUUGUAAUGACCGAAGCUGCAGUCAAUCGAGUGAUAUCGAAACUCUUGGAAGCUUUAAACCGUAACGAUGGGAAUGCGGCAAUGGAGAAAUUCAAGCUAGACCAAGUGUAAUAAUAUCUACAUGUAAAUUUAAUUUAUAGUUUAAAUAAAAAGAAACAAUCAAUUCUC
Messenger RNA from Nicrophorus vespilloides, 946 nucleotides. It is a transcript of the gene mRpL4, whose product is annotated as 39S ribosomal protein L4, mitochondrial. Gene Ontology annotation, molecular function: structural constituent of ribosome. The transcript has 3 exons. The coding region runs from base 83 to 889 and encodes 268 amino acids. The record is from RefSeq and is a predicted model, not a curated record. Gene Ontology annotation, biological process: translation. Lineage: Eukaryota; Metazoa; Arthropoda; Insecta; Coleoptera; Silphidae. Gene Ontology annotation, cellular component: ribosome.